This is a messenger RNA of Eubalaena glacialis (North Atlantic right whale), 612 nucleotides long. RefSeq lists its product as uncharacterized. The transcript has 8 exons. Bases 1 to 612 code for a protein of 203 amino acids. NCBI's taxonomy places the organism in Eukaryota, Metazoa, Chordata, Mammalia, Artiodactyla, Balaenidae. The record is from RefSeq and is a predicted model, not a curated record.
AUGGUGUUUGGUCUGUGCUGCCAGAGAGAGAGGCUAUACAAGUUCCUGUAUGUAGUACACAUCUUCAUUCUUGCAGGAGUGGUGUACUACUAUUUUCAGGGGUGUGUGGGGAAAACAGCCCCUGACCAUGAGAUUGCUGGGGAAUCAUCACAGCCCUUAGGGGAGACCUUAAGGCCAGUGUGGGGACUGAUGGAUAAAUGCUACCCUGUGACCGCUCAGAGACGCAGAGUCAAGAGUGGGGAGAAGCAAGACUCCGAGGCCAUGACCCCCAAGGCAACAGGAGGACCGAAUGAUGCUGCCCCCAAGGAGGAGACUGAUAUCUUAUCUUCGGAUGAGGGGGAGAUGAGGUCCCCAGGAGAGGAAGCAGGCAGCCCCAUUCCUUCCCCCAUUCCUGCUGGGAAGGAGGUAUCUGAGGAGGAGGAGGUGGCAGGGACCCCAGGCUGGGAGGAAAAUAAAAAGGUCCGCAAGGACAUUGCUGCAUAUACUUCCGAGGCUUCUGAGGUGGACCUCAUGGAGGAAAGGCCUGGGGGCUGGGUCCCCCAGCUCCUGAGGAAGCUCUGGCUGGGCUGGUUCCCAGCCUCUGACAUCCCCAAGACUCAGAGCCACGAAUGA